This is a messenger RNA of Solanum lycopersicum (tomato), 1750 nucleotides long. RefSeq names its product E3 ubiquitin-protein ligase SIRP1. Gene Ontology annotation, biological process: protein ubiquitination. The record is from RefSeq and is a predicted model, not a curated record. NCBI's taxonomy places the organism in Eukaryota, Viridiplantae, Streptophyta, Magnoliopsida, Solanales, Solanaceae. Gene Ontology annotation, cellular component: cytoplasm. Gene Ontology annotation, molecular function: ubiquitin protein ligase activity.
GCAUCAACUUGUCUGGGGUUUUGUCUACUUUUUUUGUUGCAUCCCCAUAUCCAUUUUUUUGUGGGUUUUUGUUUCUUGUAAUUUUUUACUUAAAUAUUUAUUGUUUGUUUGAAUGAAAGACCCUAAUAUUUGAUGCUAAAAUCUUGUUGAUGCUUGGAUGAUGUUUAUUUGAUUGAGAUAGAAGACGUUAAUAUUUGAUACUAGGAUCAAACUUUUUGUCUUAACAUUCGUUCCAUUUUUAUCUUUUGUUGAUACAAAUAUUAUGGUGUUGACAGAUUCAAUGGACGGAAGAGGAUUGUCAAGAUAUUGGUGUCAUCAUUGUUCAAGGAGGGUGAACCCCAUGAUGGAGGUUGAGUUAAAAUGUCCCAUUUGUCAACUAGGAUUUAUUGAAGAAAUGGGUUCAGACGAUAAUCAGACCCUUUUAGAUUCUGAUUCUGAUCCUGAUCAUGCUCUCUCACUUUGGGCACCUAUCUUGUUAGGCAUGAUGAGCAACUCUCGUCGUCGUUCUAGACUUGGGCAUCUCGAAUUUGAAGAAGAUGAGGAUGAUCAUACACGUGAAGCCGAUACACAACUUGAUCCAGACUUGGCAUCUAUAAUGAAUAGGCGUAGGAGGAACUCUGCCACAAUUCUCCAGCUCUUACAAGGUAUUCGUGCUGGAAUGUUGGCUGAGUCGGAGAACCCUAAUCCUGAGAAUGAAAACAGGGACACAGGUAGAAGUAGGGAUCGUGAGCGUGUUAUACUUAUAAAUCCGUUCAAUCAAACCAUCAUUGUGCAGGGUUCGGAUAAUAAUUCCAGGAACCAACCUAUUGGCUCAUUGGGUGAUUAUUUCAUUGGUCCUGGUUUAGACGUGUUGCUGCAACAUUUGGCAGAGAAUGAUCCAAAUAGGUAUGGUACUCCACCAGCUCAAAAAGAAGUUGUAGAGGCAUUGCCUGUGGUGACAAUUGAUGAGACUUUGCAGUGUUCUGUCUGUUUGGAAGACUUUGAGAUUGGGACUGAAGCCAAAGAGAUGCCUUGUAGGCACAAGUUUCAUGGUGGCUGCAUCUUACCAUGGCUGGAGCUUCAUAGCACAUGUCCAGUCUGUAGGCACCAGUUGCUCUCUGAUGAAUCGAAAGUUGAGUCUGAUGAUGGAAGUGCUAACACAAAUGCUCAGAGUAGUAAUGGUAAUGGUACAAGGUAUGAAGAUGAGGAUACUAGGAAUGAAAACGGUCGCCGGUUUCCAGUGUCACUUCCGUGGCCUUUGAGUGGCUUGUUUUCAACACCAAACUCAGGUAGUAAUGGAAAUUCAUCAUCAAUGACGUCUUCUGCAUCAAAUGCAAACUCCAAUGCUCAUAUGCAUGAGGAUUAAAUUUCAUUAUAUUGAGUUUGUGCUCUAUGAUGCAUGGAUUUCCUUUGGCAUUUUGCUUGUGUACAUAGCGUGGUACUCGCUAAAUUAUUGUAUUGCAAACACUGGAUCCUGUCUUGCUUUUGCCUGUAUUAUACAGAGGACCAUUUUACUUUUGUUAGACUAGAAGCCAAGCAUUUUGCUUGUGUACAUAGCGUGGUUCUUGCUAAAUUAUUGUAUUGCAAACAUUGGAUCCUGUCUUGCUUUUGCCUGUAUUAUUCAGAGGACCAUUUUACUUUUGUUAGACAAGAAGCCAAGCAUUUUGCUUGUGUACAUAGCGUGGUACUUGCUAAAUUUUUGUAUUGCAAACACUGGAUCCUGUCUUGCUUUUGCCUGUAUUAUACAGAGGACCAUUUUACUUUUGUUAGA